AGGGUUGUCCAUGGCCUUACGGUUCCCAAUCCCUACCAAUACCAUCACCCUCCUCACACCUUCUCUUUCAGAGCCUCCCAUUUCCAUACCAAUUUCAUCUCCUCAAAACCCUCCUCCAGAUUCCUCUCAAAAUUCAAACCCACUUUAUUACAUAUUAGCAAAUACAUGACCCUAAUCUCUACUGGUUUUGGGCUUGAUAUUGUGGAAUAAACAAUGGACUUCGGAUCUCAUUCCUCAUACCAGUUGCAAGGAAUUGUUGAUUGUGUUACCUGUGCUAUUUGGACUUUUGGCUUAGGCUUGGAAAUACCUGCAGUUUCUUUUGAAGGAGCUGUUGCAAAGAUUGGAAUGCUUAGAACUGAUAGAUAGUGGACAGGUUUCCAUAGGCAUGAAAAUCAGCUAGGCUGCUAUGUUAUAUUUAUAUGAUAUGUGAGCCUUAGAUCUUGUUAGUGGUGUUGUUGAUGCAAGUAGUUAAUUUGGAUUGUCUGUUCAAUAGACAUUAAGGAUACCUCUAUACCAGUGGUUAACUGAGUAGGAGUGUGUUGUAGUAAAUAAGAUAGUAGAUUAAAGCUUUUCACAAGUUUUUUAAGGAAAAAGAAAUCGUAGUCAUGGGCUUACCUCAGGUCUCCUCUAGCAAAAUUGCUGAGGAAGUAACAGCAUCAUUUGGCACUUCAGUUCAAUCUCCUCCUCACUUCCAUGGGGUAAGCAACUGUGACAUGAGUGGAAUGCAUGCCAAUCGUGUGCAAGUCGAGCGAUCAAGAGAGGCAGACAUCUCUAGUUUACACAGAGAUGGACAUGUAAAUUGGCAAAAACUUGGUUCCACGGAUAAGAUUUCAACGUUCACCCGUAAAGCUGGACGAAAUGUCCAAACUGCCGUUUCCAGAAUAGUGGGCUUUGAAUCGAAGUCAUCAAGUUCUCCUGGGCUGGCAUUUGAUGAAAUGCAGACUGAUAGUGUUCCUUCUAGCGUGAGUAGUGGCACUGAUGAUGUAAUGGAGAACAGUGGAGCCCUAGUGAGGAAAAGGUUACUGUCACCCUUGAAUAGCUUGAUUCCUCCAAGUCAAUUUGAUAGCGAGCCUCUACAAAUUGGUGGGACUAAGUAUCAGAAUGGCUCUCCGGAGGGCUCUGAUAAGCAUCUUGUUGCUGCUUUUCAAGAGCAUAUGAAUAGUAGCAUAGAGAUUCCGAAGUGUAUGACUCCUUUUCUAUUGUCGCCCUCUAGUUACCAACAAUGCAGGAAUACAGGAAGUGUAAUCUUUGGGAGAAACUCUGGUUUUUUCACUGAUGGCCCUUUGCUUGAGAACACAGAUCUUCAAUCUUUUGGUUCUUUCUCAUCUUCACCAGGAGUAGAUGGCAUAGAAUUCACAACAAAGUCUUCUAAUUCACCGAUAGCUAUACCUUCAAGAAGAAUGGUAUCAUCUCCUCUGUCUUUGUCCCCACUUGGUCCAAAAUUCUCUAGAACAUCAAAACCUUCUGGUGGGUGCAUGGCUAUGACCAAUGACUUAGAUGAUAACCAUCUAACAUUGAAGGAGAUGGAGUUGUCUCUUGAUGGGACCAUCUCUGAUAUUCUAUCCUUUCAGGGAGGAGAAGACUCUAGAAUGGCUAGAAAAUUAACUUUUGAAGCUGAGCAGGUACAAAGGUUUGAGCAGAAUACCCCAGAGAGUAUGAUUGAAUUGAUGGGAGACUGGGGUCAAGAUUCAACCCUUGGGACCCAAUGCUCCAAGUUAUGUAGGACUCCUAGUGGACUGCAAGUGAGAAGGUCCUGGAUUGGUUCGUUUGAGGAGUCCUUGUUAUCUGGUCGUUUAGCUUCUGGGACGGUCAGCCAGAAAAUUGACGGAUUUCUUGCUGUUCUGAACAUUACUGGUGGAAGUUUUUCACCACACCCCCAGAAACUUCCAUUUGCAGUAACCAGCGUGGAUGGGGAUAACUUCUUACUGUACUACUCAUCAAUAGACCUCGCUGGCCACUUACCCUCAAAUAAACAUAGGAGUCAUAAAAUGAGGAGGAGCCUUAGCAUUGAUGACCCACAAGCAGAAAAAAGUCGAUUACGGGUACCUAUGAAAGGUCGCAUACAGCUGGUCCUCAGCAAUCCUGAAAAGACUCCAAUUCAUACUUUCUUUUGUAACUAUGACUUGAGCGACAUGCCAGCCGGGACCAAGACAUUUCUGCGCCAGAAGGUUACUCUAGCUUCUUCAACACCAGCUUCUAAAACAGGGAGCGGUAAUAAAUCUGGCAAAUCAAGUGAAACUAUAGAGGGAGUGAAGACAGACGGUGCUGAAUGUGGUCCAACUAAGACUGUGCAGAGCUCACCAAAAGCGAAUGAGAACUUAAAUAAUUCUGGGGUCCUGCGUUAUGCUCUCCAUCUUCGUUUCCUUUGCCCAUUUCCGAAGAAAAAUUCAAGGAUGGUACAGCGGUGCAAAUCAGACCCUUCUUCUGUACCGGAAAAGAACAGCAAAAGCAUCGGAGGAGAAAGGCGGUUUUACUUGUACAAUGACAUGAGGGUUGUGUUUCCUCAACGUCAUUCCGAUGCCGAUGAAGGCAAGUUACAUGCAGAGUGUCAUUAUCCGUCGGAUCCCAAAUACUUUGAUAUCAGCGAGUAAAAAAGGUCUGAUUUCGAUCUCGAUUUCGAUUACGAUUACGAUUACGAUUACGAUUACAUCCUUUCUUCUGUGCAUAUUUAUAAAUAAAAAGUACAAUUAGUGAUCGUUUUCUGGUGAUGGAUCAAUACCCCCCACAUCAGUGUUGUAUAGAUUUUCAUUUAGAAGUUAGAAUUUGGGAGCAGAUGUAAAUUAUUUGUACAUUCCUUGAACAAAAUAAAUCUAUAACCUUUUCUU
This is a messenger RNA of Cynara cardunculus var. scolymus (artichoke), 2825 nucleotides long. RefSeq lists its product as uncharacterized. NCBI's taxonomy places the organism in Eukaryota, Viridiplantae, Streptophyta, Magnoliopsida, Asterales, Asteraceae. The transcript is spliced from 6 exons. The record is from RefSeq and is a predicted model, not a curated record. The coding region runs from base 606 to 2591 and encodes 661 amino acids.